Messenger RNA from Nezara viridula (southern green stink bug), 315 nucleotides. Lineage: Eukaryota; Metazoa; Arthropoda; Insecta; Hemiptera; Pentatomidae. The record is from the annotation of a GenBank genome assembly.
AUGUUUCAGGCGAUCCCGAAAGUGAAUUACGAACGCAACUCCUCUUCGCUAAGACGUCUGGACCCGUUCCUCAACCGGCAGAGCGAAGACUGCCUCAACCUGAACAUCUACGCCCCCAGUUCAGCCGUAAAAAAGAUCAUUCCUUUUCCUGGAGGACUAUCUUGGGAGAGGGGAGGGGGGGAGAAAGAGGUUCUGUUACCUUCAGAAGGAGCCGAUUGCACAAUUCCACUUGGAUCCUGCGCCGCAUUGCUAUCUAAUCUGGAUCAGGAGGAGCUUACGGCCAGUGCUGAAGAGAACGAAGAUUACACGUGUUGA